GUUAGAUACUUCUGAUCUGGACAGUCUGACGAGAGGAUAUUACAAAGACGAGGAGAAGCUUCUUUGGAGCAAAGCUCAAACAAUUGGACUAUUCUUUUGCAUUUUCCUAUCAAGGAUCUUAGAACAAGCAAAGCCUGCAAUCAUGCCCGUGUCAAGGAUGAGGAUGAGGCCAUGGCUGGAGAAGAUGAUCGAGUCUAAGACGAUCUCGGGCCUGGAUUGGGUGGACAAGAACAAGACGAUGUUCUCCAUUCCCUGGAAGCAUGCAGCCCGACAUGGCUGGGAAAUGGAAAAGGAUGCAUGUCUUUUCAAAGAAUGGGCACUUCACACAGGAAAAUACAUUGAAGGUCAGAACUCGGACCCAAAGACAUGGAAAGCCAACUUCCGCUGUGCAAUGAACUCACUGCCUGACAUCGAGGAGGUGAAAGACAAGAGUAUUAACAAAGGCCACCAAGCAGUGCGCGUCUUCAGGAUGUUGCCUGCCACACCUAAAUCGAGAGAUACACGAAGACAAUCUAAGGAAGGAAAGCCAAGGAAGAAGUACCCAAUGGUAAAGCUGGAGGUGGAGGAGGACAACAGUGAUACCCAGACGUCUAUGCCAGCAGGCACUCUGUCCACUCAGGAGAACACAGUCGACAGCACAAUGCACACAGAGCAGCAAGAUGUUGCAUCUGGGUUUCCAUUUGAUGCUCCAGACUUCUCUGUGUCAGUUGAGAUCGGGACUGAUUUAUUCUCCCACAGAUUUGAAGUUUCCCCUGAACACGACACUGACUACGACAUAAACGACGACAUUAUCGAGAUUUGUGCACAACUGGAGAAAGAAUCCCAAUGGAUGACGAGCAGUUUAGACAGCAGGGGGUUCCUGUGCAAUGAAGCAUGCACCAGUCCAGGAAGCCAGUGGAGUGAGUCUUCCUCAGUCGACGAACUAGAAGACUUACCUCAAUACACAACUCUGGGCACAACCCACAAUUCCACAGACAUGGUCUGGAACAACUUCAGCCUGCUCCCCAGACUAUACUGAGGAAUAUGGGACGUGAUGGUGCUUUGUCACGUUGGACUUUUACAAAGCUUGUCCUAUCUACUGACUCCAAUUUGAUGCCUCCUUUCAGUUGACACAACAGUCCUCAUACUCAUCUUUGUCAUCAUCCUUCCGGCUUGUGAUGGGCGGUGUCCACAUUUUAAGCUAAAAACACCGCUCUCUCCUCACCGUUUGCCAUGUGCUUGAUGCUUGGCAGGCAGUUCAUCGAGCUUUCCUCAUCACCUCAAACCUUUCAGUGAAUCAAAAAGAAAACCCUGUGAAAUGCACUGCUGUGUUAAAA
Labrus bergylta (ballan wrasse) is the source of this 1316-nucleotide messenger RNA. It is a transcript of the gene irf1b, whose product is annotated as interferon regulatory factor 1b. The record is from RefSeq and is a predicted model, not a curated record. NCBI's taxonomy places the organism in Eukaryota, Metazoa, Chordata, Actinopteri, Labriformes, Labridae. Gene Ontology annotation, biological process: regulation of transcription by RNA polymerase II; immune system process. Gene Ontology annotation, molecular function: DNA-binding transcription factor activity, RNA polymerase II-specific; RNA polymerase II cis-regulatory region sequence-specific DNA binding. Gene Ontology annotation, cellular component: nucleus.